GGACAGCCAUCAAAUAAUGCAGAGGAUCCUGAAGGGGCAGGAAAUAAUAGCAUAACAGGAUCAGAACGCAGAGCUCAUGAUAAUACGAGUCAGUUAUAUCCAGAAAACUGCGAAGCCUGCUGUAAAUUUUUCAGAUUUCUAUAUCUGGCAGCGUCGGUAAUUCUUGGCCAAGGCUCGAGUGGAUUAAAAAGAAUACGUCGAAAGAAGCAGAAGCACGUUUGGUCUUUUCAAGUAAUGAAUAAACUUCUUUGUCGUGCUUCCUUGUACGAGUACGAAAACGAUGGGAGUGAACCCCAAGCCGUUGAUUUUGCCUCAGCCACCGAUCAUGCAAAGGAAACAGAAGCUCCCUAUUCUCUAGACCAAGAUAGCAAACCAAUCAGACCAGGAAAUGAUGAAGAACAGGACAAAGGGGGGAAAGAUUCUAAAAGGAAGAGAACUGAGACACCUAUACUAAUCGCUGCAAAGAAUGGAGUGAUAGAGAUGGUUGAGAAGAUUCUAGAAUUGUUUCCUGUGGCUAUUCACGACAUGAAUGAAGAGAAAAAGAAUGUAGUGUUGUUGGCAGUAGAGCACAGGCAACCCCACGUAUAUCAACUGUUGCUCCAAAGGAAUAUUCUUAAAGAGAGUGCAUUUCGGAAGGUGGAUCACAAGGGAAACAGUGCAUUACACUUGGCUGCCAAGUUUGGACAAUACAAACCCUGGCUUAUUCCCGGCGCUGCCCUCCAAAUGCAAUGGGAAAUCAAGUGGUUGGAGUUUGUGAAAGAGUCAAUGCCUUCUCAUUUAUUUGCUAAACGCAACAACCGUAAUAAAACCCCAAAAGACAUCUUCACGGAAACUCACGCUCAACUGGUGAAAAGCGGAGGAGAGUGGCUGAAUAAAACCUCAGAGUCGUGCUCUGUGGUGGCGGCGUUGAUUGCGACGGUGGCCUUUGCCACAUCGGCCACCUUGCCCGGUGGUGUUGACCAAGACACCGGCCACCCAACACUGGAAAGGGAGCCAGCAUUCAACGUGUUUGCCAUCUCAUCACUCAUUGCACUGUGCUGUUCCAUCACCGCCGUAGUGAUGUUCCUAGCCAUACUCACUUCUCGUUAUCAGGAGUAUGAUUUUCGGGUUGACCUGCCCAUGAGGCUCAUAGUGGGUUUGACGUCAUUGUUCAUGUCUAUUGCUUCCAUGUUGGUGUCAUUCUGUGCCGGCCAUUUCUUUGUGCUCAGAGAUCAACUCCAACACGCCGCGCUUCCCAUAUAUGCAGUGACUUGCUUGCCAGUGACCCUUUUUGCUUUGGCGCAGUUCCCACUUUACUUCGAUCUGGUGUGGGCCACCGUAAAAAGUGUGCCACAGCGUAGCUACAAGGCCAUCCCCGUCAAAUUCAGCGGAGAGGAUUCUACCCAGGACGACGAAAUGGGGAGAGAAAGAAAGAGAGUUCUGGCACGCCAGCUUCUUGAUCUCCUGCAGACUUGAUGUCGGCCCCAUCGCUCAGUAGCCUCGAAAUCUCAUACACUCCCACACGCACAAACUGUUUGUUUAUUUAGAAUUUAAAAACCGUCUAAUUUGUAAUUUUGUUCGAUGGUGUGAAGAACA
This is a messenger RNA of Neltuma alba, 1575 nucleotides long. Its product is annotated as ankyrin repeat-containing protein NPR4-like. Gene Ontology annotation, molecular function: protein binding. The coding region runs from base 235 to 1455 and encodes 406 amino acids. Lineage: Eukaryota; Viridiplantae; Streptophyta; Magnoliopsida; Fabales; Fabaceae. Gene Ontology annotation, cellular component: membrane. The record is from RefSeq and is a predicted model, not a curated record. The transcript has 5 exons.